AUGGAUCAUACUGCAGAUGUACAAGAGAUCUCAGCACGGGUAGCGGACUUCCACAGUCGUCAGCAACCAUUCCGUAUAUAUCAUGGCGCUACCAACAGUACUCGGCCCUCCAACCGAUCUCUCUCCAACACGGUCAGCACAGAACCUCUCACUCGCAUCCUCGAGAUCGAUAUCGACAGAUGUACAGCUAUAGUUGAGCCCAAUGUCUCGAUGGAUGCUCUGGUGGCUGCCACCAAGGCCCAUGGUUUGGUCCCUUUGGUGGUUGUCGAGUUCCCCAACAUCUCGGUUGGGGGCGGAUUCUCGGGGACAUCGGGCGAGAGUAGCUCUUUCCGUGAGGGGUUCUUCGAUCAUACUGUCAAUUGGAUUGAAAUGGUCCUGGCAGAUGGUCAGGUGGUGAAGGCAUACAAUGACCGCGUCGAGACGGGAUCGGAACUGGCGGAUAACCGCUCGGACUUGUUCUGGGGCGCCGCAUCUUCCUUUGGGACCUUGGGAGUGGUCACUCUAUUGGAGAUUCGAUUGAAAAAGUCACAGCCAUUGGUUGAACUGAAAUAUUAUGUCAAUUCCAAUAUGAAGGACGCGGUGCGUGCCUUUGAAGAGGCUAGCGCUGAUCCAAGCACUGAAUACCUGGACGGAAUCGUCUAUGCACGGAACAAGAUCGUCGUUUGUGCUGGUCGACAAGUUGAACAAACUUCUAACAUCUCCAUCUCCGACCAGGAGAGCUCACCUCACAUGCCAGACGCAGUGGACUACAUUCCUCUCACUGACUAUCUGUUCCGUUAUGAUCGAGGUGGUUUCUGGGUUGCCCGUUACGCCUUUCGCUACUUCUGUGUUCCAUUCACCUCCCUGACACGCUGGCUUCUUAACCGAUUCAUGCACACAAAGGUGAUGUAUCAUGCGCUGCACGUUAGUGGGCUUGCGCGUCGAUAUAUCAUCCAAGAUGUCGGUGUACCAAUAUCCACUGCUGCCGAGUUCCUGGACUGGCUGGACCGACCUCACAACUUUGGCCAAUAUCCGCUUUGGCUCUGUCCGCUACCACCAGGAAGUGCCGGUGGGUUGGAAGGAGAUCCGGCGGAUGGCAAGGGAGUUAACACACAACUCCUCAAUUUUGGGAUCUGGGGGCCGGCCGCUACCACGGAUGAGGCCUGUUUCGUAGCUCAAAAUCGACAGCUUGAACAUAAGGUCCACAGUCUUGGAGGAAAGAAAUGGCUAUAUGCACAUACUUACUAUACAGAGGACGAGUUCUGGUCCAUCUAUAACAAGCCUGGUUAUGAUUCUUUACGGGCAAGAUACCACGCGCAGCAUCUUCCAUCCCUGUAUGAAAAGGUCCGAGUGCGUGAAUCUGAUCUCCCUGGUCCACAUCGUGGAGAGUUCGAGAGUGGCUGGAAGGGAUCGGUCAAACGUGCCCUGUGGAACGUCUGGCCAUUUUGUGGUCUUUACGGGGUUUAUAAGGCUUGGAGAGGAGGAGACUAUCUGUUGCAAAAAGAAAUUCCCAAGAAGAAGGCCGAUUGA
Messenger RNA from Penicillium mononematosum, 1509 nucleotides. RefSeq names its product FAD-binding oxidoreductase. Lineage: Eukaryota; Fungi; Ascomycota; Eurotiomycetes; Eurotiales; Aspergillaceae. Bases 1 to 1509 code for a protein of 502 amino acids. Gene Ontology annotation, molecular function: FAD binding; Delta24(24-1) sterol reductase activity. Gene Ontology annotation, biological process: steroid metabolic process. The transcript is spliced from 2 exons. The record is from RefSeq and is a predicted model, not a curated record. Gene Ontology annotation, cellular component: cytoplasm; membrane.